UUAUCAAUUUUAAUUAUAUAAUUGAGUGAGAAAUACGUGAAUGUGAUAAUAUAUAAGAAAAAGAUGAGAAUUGCUGUAGAAGGUUGUGCACACGGUGAAUUAGAUAUUAUUUACGAGACUAUCCAAGAAAUGGAAAAAGUUAAUGGGGAAAAAAUAGAUUUACUUAUUUGUUGUGGAGAUUUCCAAGCAACAAGAAAUUUGAGUGAUUUAAAAUGUAUGGCAGUAUCUGAUAAAUAUAAAGACAUGCGCACCUUUUAUAAAUAUUAUUCUGGCGAAAAAGUUGCUCCUGUGUUAACAAUAUUUAUUGGAGGAAAUCAUGAAGCAUCUAAUUAUCUUCAAGAACUACCAUAUGGUGGUUGGGUAGCUCCUAAUAUUUAUUAUUUAGGAUAUGCUAGUGUAAUAACAAUAGGUGGUAUUAGAAUUGCAGGAUUAUCAGGUAUAUAUAAAAGUCAACACUGGAUGCAGGGACAUUAUGAAAAACCACCAUAUAAUGAAAACACGAUCAGAAGUGUAUAUCAUAUUAGAAAUUUAGAGAUAUUUAGAUUAAAACAGCUUACUGGUAAUAUUGAUAUUUUCUUGUCACAUGAUUGGCCAUCAGGCAUAACUAGAUAUGGAGAUGAAAAUGUUUUAUUAAAAGAAAAACCUUUUUUCAAAAAUGAUAUCAAGAAUAACAUACUUGGUAGUCCACCAAGUAUGGAACUUUUAGAACAUCAUUAUCCCAGCUAUUGGUUUUCUGCUCAUUUACACUGUAAAUUUGCAGCUCUUGUUCCUGAAAAAGGAGGAACAAGAGUAACCAAAUUUUUAGCUCUAGAUAAAUGUCUUCCAAAAAGAAAAUUUCUUCAAGUACUUGAAAUAAAACAUAAUUCAGAUUUACCACUGAAAUUACAUUAUGACUUAGAAUGGUUAACAAUAUUAUAUUUAACAAAUCAUUUAUUAAGUGUCAAAAGUGGCAUUCACUAUAUGCCUGGACAAUAUGGUAAUACUAGAUGGGUAUUUACACCAACCAUAGAAGAGAAAGCAAUAGUUUUUAAAAAAUUUAACUGUGAUUUACAAAUUCCAUUGAAUUUUACACAAACUGUAAAAUCAUAUAAUCCUGAUUGUACAGAUGUGUCAGUGGUAUCACCACAAUUGAUACUAAAUAGUCAAACAACACAAUUUUGUAACACUUUGGGUAUUGACGAUCCAUUUGUUUUACUGCUAUUAAUACAAAACUCCCACGAAAGUUCUAUUUCCUUUGAUGAAGAUGUAAGUUCUACAUUCGAUGGAAGAUUAGCUAGUGACUUAUUUAAUCGAACAUCACCAUUAAAUUUAUCUCCAAAAAGUAAUAAUGAAGAACAAGAAUCAGAAAUAAGUAGCAGUAAAGAUAUAACAAAUGAAAGUCUUAACAAUUUAUCAUCAGCAGUAAAUCAUGAUUGUACAGAUGAUAGUAAUAAUCAUUUCAUACGGAUUGAACCAAAUUGUAAGAAAUUUAAACGUCGAAAUUAUUCUAUAUAUUCGAACACGCUUUAAGUAAUUUUUAUUUCAUUUUUUUGAACAUUUUUUCAUAAAUCUAUGUAUCUCUUGUGUUAUCUUUUGUGUUAUAUAAGAUGUGUACUUUUGUACAUAUAUAUGUAUAUAUGUUGGUGAUGAAAGGACACCCCCCCCCCCGUUAGAAUUAGUUGGAAAACCCCAAUACUGUUAGGCUCGAGGCGACAACUGGUCGCCGAGCGUAGCCACGGUCACGGAAUGAGCGUUCCACCUAACAGAGAUAUGGAGUUGCAUAGCUCUCCUUUAAAGAAUUGGCCGUACGGACAGUUAACAGUAAACAUUCCAACGGCCCCGUGGCUCGCCACGCACAGACCCCAUUCUUCGGGCAAGAUGAUCGCCAGAUGUCGAUGCAUCAUUCACAGUAUAUGUUCAGCUAGCCUGAAGACCCGCUACAAAUCUUUGUAGCAAAGACUUUGAAGCAAAGUAUAUCCGUUAUCCUGUGGACCGUGAAUUCGUCAUAUCGAACCUAAGGUCAUUGUCAUUAGCGUCUAGUUACCGCGGCCACUUGUCGAUCUUGUACCAUUUAUACCUGUGUUAAUAAACGCUGCCUCGAUUGUGCGACAACGAUGAAUAACCCAGGUGAAGAUUCAUUACAAGCUCCUAACCCAAGUCCUAACGCUAACCCGACAACACACACGCGCGCGUGCGCGCGCACACAUACACACACGUACAUAUAGGGACAUAUGUAUAUGUAUUAUUAAGUGCGUAAUACAUGUCACGAGUGUUUAGGUUAGAAAACUGUAUACUUCCGAACGAAGUGACAUCAAUAC
Messenger RNA from Bombus pascuorum, 2297 nucleotides. RefSeq names its product lariat debranching enzyme (gene ldbr). The transcript has 6 exons. The coding region runs from base 64 to 1509 and encodes 481 amino acids. Gene Ontology annotation, biological process: mRNA splicing, via spliceosome. Gene Ontology annotation, molecular function: RNA lariat debranching enzyme activity. Gene Ontology annotation, cellular component: nucleus. The record is from RefSeq and is a predicted model, not a curated record. NCBI's taxonomy places the organism in Eukaryota, Metazoa, Arthropoda, Insecta, Hymenoptera, Apidae.